Glossina fuscipes is the source of this 1974-nucleotide messenger RNA. RefSeq names its product probable G-protein coupled receptor Mth-like 5 (gene mthl5). The transcript has 7 exons. NCBI's taxonomy places the organism in Eukaryota, Metazoa, Arthropoda, Insecta, Diptera, Glossinidae. Gene Ontology annotation, biological process: cell surface receptor signaling pathway; G protein-coupled receptor signaling pathway. Gene Ontology annotation, cellular component: membrane. Bases 370 to 1794 code for a protein of 474 amino acids. The record is from RefSeq and is a predicted model, not a curated record. Gene Ontology annotation, molecular function: G protein-coupled receptor activity.
AAUAAUAAAUCUGUAAACUUUUCUAUUAAAAAGUUCAGAAACAAUUGCUUUAAAAUUAAUUAAACAUAUAUGAUAAGGAAGUGAACUUUCACUUAUAAGCCUGUCUUUAGAUGACCACUUGACGCAUUGACAGUUGUAAAGGCGUCAUUUCACUACACUCAGUAGACAAAAAAGGGCAUUACAUUUGUGUAUGUGUAUUUAUGUAAAAGGUGCUCAAAUAUAAUAUAAAUCAUUUAAUGAGCAAAAGCAUGAGAGUGCGAUCGCUAUUCCUGUGAAUGUGCUGUGCAAAUGAAAAAUUAAUAAGAAUUUAUGCCACCGAAUUGUUGACCAAUAUUCGCGUAAAGGCUGAGUAAAUAGCUACGAUUUGUUAUGGCUAAGAAUGACUGGUGGUUCACUGGUGCUUGGGUGAUCCUGUUAUUAUUAAUGCAAACAUGCAAAUCAUUAGCUAAUAACGCGACACCGCAAAGUGCUAUAUCCUCAGAGCAAAGUGAUGAGCAAUUGGUGCGGGUUAAUAAAUGUUGCGAAAAAUUUGAAAUAUACAAUGAUUCGGAGUGCACGCAAGUAAAUGAAAUUGAUUAUUUUCGACCUGUCUUCACCAGCUAUAAAGGGGAACAUAAUGUAUCGGUUAAAUAUAAAUUUGUUAUCGGUUUGCCGGCAUGUGGAUCCACACAAUCUUGGCCUAUUUGUCAUUAUCAGGGUAGCCCAGAUAAACUAGUGCUAUUGGACGACGGCAAGUUGCGUCACUAUACCAUUACACAAGAGGAGAAGGAGGAGGAAUAUUCGGACGACGAGCAAUUUGAUGAUACUCAUAAGCCGUUAUUUUAUGACUAUCCUCAAGGUCAAUACUGCAUUGAAAGGGCCGUUUCUACCAUUGGUAGUCAUCGACAAAUUUUAUAUGCUAGCGUAUGUUUGGCUAAAGACAAGGAAGAUUCUGGAUUCCUUCUGCGCAAAGUUGUAAAUCCUAUAUUUCACGGAAUUUCAAUAAUUAUUUUACUUUUGAUCGCCAUCGUAUAUUUUGUAUUGCCUACUUUAAGGGAUUUAGUAGGUAACAUCACCACGACAAUAUCAUUAUGUUUGAUGGUUGCCCAGGCUGCCGAUCUUGUUUGCAUUUUCACCGAAUUUACAAAUCAUGUCAGCUUCAUUACCGCUGACAUUAUACUUUACUUUAGCAUUUUGGCAGCGUUUUUCUGGCUAAAUAGCUUUGGUUAUUAUAUUUGGAAAACGUUUCGUUCUCGCAAUGUAUUUUUACGCGUCACAGAUGGGCGAAAAUAUUGUUACUAUUCGUUUUACGUUUGGGGAUCGACCGCGGCUUUGGCAAUAACAGCUGUCUUCGCACACUUCUUUUUGGAUAUAGAUUCGGACAAAAAGCAAAAUUUAAUAGCUGAUCAAGAGACGAUAGGAUGGCUGGGUAUUGCGAUAUUUUUUUCGCCUAUUGCGUGCACAAUACUUGUUGAUGUCUUCUUUUACAUAACGACUUUAAAAUUGAUAAACCGCCGUAAUGUUUAUGGUCGUAUACAGCACAAAUUGAGAGCCAAUUUUAUUAUGUUUGCUCUAAUACUAUUGGUUAUGACAAUCAAUUGGUUGUUUCUGUGUUUAUCAUGUUUGCAAUAUGAAGGCCUCCUGUACGCCCACAUUAUAGUCAACGCUUUGCAGGGACCACUAUUGCUCUACAUAUGUGUUAUACGUCAGAAGCAUGUUACAUUUCUCUUGAAGAAGUCAUGUUGUUAUAACGAACCACCGUCAGCUAGCGAUUGGGGAGAUGAAAUGCAUUAUAUGAACGGCAAUAAUUACUGAUAACUUUUAUUUUUACAAAUGACUAAGAAGAGCAACCUAACAUAUUUGGUACAUAGUACUCAUAAAAUUCCACCUUUGUGCCGUUAAUAUGUAAUUAGAAAUAUUUAAGCAGGAUUUUAGUGUAAUUACUACAGACUUCCCUUUCUUUUUAAUGUACUUAAUAAAAAUUAAAAAGACUUU